Messenger RNA from Eutrema salsugineum, 1151 nucleotides. RefSeq names its product NAP1-related protein 2. Gene Ontology annotation, biological process: nucleosome assembly. The record is from RefSeq and is a predicted model, not a curated record. Bases 166 to 948 code for a protein of 260 amino acids. Gene Ontology annotation, molecular function: histone binding; chromatin binding. Lineage: Eukaryota; Viridiplantae; Streptophyta; Magnoliopsida; Brassicales; Brassicaceae. The transcript is spliced from 10 exons. Gene Ontology annotation, cellular component: nucleus; chromatin.
AAAUCAUUCUGCCCAACUUCACGCUUCACCAUCAUAUACAUCGAGAGCUUUAGGGUUUUAGCGGUUACUCUUCGGACGGAACAAAAGGCAGAGAAGAGGAGAGGAGUCUAAUCCUCUGCGAUUUGCAAUUAGGGUUUCCUCUAAAGGGUUGCGAGUGAAGUGAAAAUGGUCGCUGACAAGAGCAAGAAGGCGAAAAUUGAUGAGAAAGUCGAAGAGGAAAACGUCGAGCAAAUCGACGGAGAGCUUGUCCUCUCAAUUGAAAAGCUUCAGGAGAUCCAAGACGACCUCGAGAAGAUAAACGAAAAGGCUAGCGACGAGGUCUUGGAAGUGGAGCAGAGGUAUAACGUGAUAAGGAAACCUGUUUACGACAAGCGUAACGAAAUCAUCAAAUCGAUCCCUGACUUUUGGCUAACUGCUUUCUUGAGCCACCCUGCUCUAGGUGAACUUUUGACAGAGGAAGACCAAAAGAUUUUCAAACAUCUUAGCUCUCUGGAUGUUGAGGAUGCCAAAGAUGUGAAAUCUGGAUACUCGAUCACUUUUCACUUCGGUCCCAACCCUUAUUUUGAGGAUGGAAAGCUAACCAAGACUUUUACCUUCCUCGAAGAAGGGACAACGAAAAUCACAGCAACACCUAUCAAAUGGAAGGAGGGCAAGGGCUUGCCAAAUGGAGUGAAUCACGAGAAGAAAGGAAACAAACGUGCAUUACCUGAAGAGAGUUUCUUUACCUGGUUUAGCGAUGCUCAACACAAGGAGGACGUUGAGGAAGAGAUGCACGACGAGCAGGUCGCGGAUAUCAUCAAGGAAGACUUAUGGCCCAACCCUCUCACCUACUUCAACAAUGAGGCUGAUGAAGAGGAUUUUGAUGGAGAUGAUGAUGGAGAUGAGGAGGGGAAAGAAGGUGAUUCUGACGAAGAUGAUGACGAAGAAGAGGAAGAUGGUGAGGAAUGAUGAGAGGGUUUCCCAGAAACCACAUUUGCUUUCAUGUCUUCUAUAACAGAAUGUGUAAAGUUUGUGUGUUUGAAAGGUUUUUAAUUUAAAGCAAAAAACUACAAUAACAGACAAGCUUUCCACCUUUGGGGAAAUUACUUUAGUUAAUUUACCGUAAUAGCUACCUUCUUGUUUGUAUGAAACCAAUUUCAGCCUUAGUUGCA